Molecule: messenger RNA, 2565 nt
Organism: Monascus purpureus
Lineage: Eukaryota; Fungi; Ascomycota; Eurotiomycetes; Eurotiales; Aspergillaceae
Source: the annotation of a GenBank genome assembly
CUUACGGCUGCUCAAGGACGAUAUGGGUUAGUUGCACUACACCUUUUUGUUCUCCCUUGCUUCUUAUCUCUCCUGAACAUGGCUCUUUUACAGACAUCCAUCGUUUGGGUCAUAUUCGCGAUUGUGGUAACUAUUUUGAUCGCAAUUGCCUCCAUCUUCAUAUACAUUUACCAGACGCCGAGGGAUCGCUCGCUAUCUGUCACGGUGACCUGCAUAUUUGCAAUUACUUCACUGCUUGCGACUGUUGUGUUGUUGCCUGCUGAUGUCGCUCUGAUAUCGUCCACGGUUGUCCCCAAAUUGGGUCGACGGAAGGACUGGGCUACUCAGGAUGAGGUCGAUGACAUUACAUUCUCUUUGACAGUCGUCUAUUAUUUUCUUUACUCCUUGGAUGCACUACUCUGUCUCAUAUUCGUUCCAUUCACAUAUUUCUGGUAUGAGGAAUAUGAUGAUUUGGGUGAACAGACUACUGGGCAACGCUUUUGGAAUUCGUUCAAAUAUACCUUGUCCUUCAUUGCCAUAGCUGUCGUUUUGUUCCUGGUAGGAUUCUUCGCUCCGACUCCGAACGGGGGAGAUGGCCUGGAUCUCGACUAUUUCAGAAAAUUGUUGAUAGAAAAUCACGGCGAACGCGCCCUGACAUUCGCACUUGGCCUAUUGAUAACCAUAGGGAUUUGCGGUUAUGCCUUGUACAGCUCUUCCGGAUUUGCACUCCUCCCAUUAAAGCUAAUAAGGACCGCUCCGUCAAUUUCGAGUCCAGCGAUAAUAUCUACCACGUCGCUCCAAUUAGAAUCGAACCGAGAACGACAGCGUCAAUUAGAAGGCAGAUGUAGAGGAAACGUUGGUCUUCUAUCCUCAAAAGACCGAAGGGAAUUUGACACUCUCUUGCGGGAAGAAAGGACGCUGAUCCGAAGGCAACGCUUGAUGGAAGAAACUCAAGGAAAUUCCCAGGGCUGGUUAUUGAAGAUAUGGUAUGAAAUAGCGACAAUAUUUCGUCCAUUCAGGCUUUUGGGGGGCACCAUAUUGUUUUUGAUUGCACUUACAACAUGGGUGUCCAUGCUAUUGACAGUAAUCGACAAGGCGGCAAAUUCAAUUUGCAAGCAGCGCUGUGGGUAUAUUCUCGGACACAUUAAUGUCUUCAACCCAAUCAAUUGGAUCCUUGUCGAAUCCGCAAGAGUAUUUCCGAUUGAUUAUAUCGUUUUUACAUUUCUCCUGCUAUUAUUUUUCUGCAGCUCAGUUGUCGGAAUUGGUGCAAUUGGGAUCCGAUUUCUGUGGUUCAGAGUUUUCCAAAUCAGGAAGGGCCAUACAUCUCCACAGGCUUUACUAGUCACAACGGUGGUGUUAAUGUUAAUUGUGCUAGCUUUGGAUUAUUCAAUCCCAAUGGUUGUUGCUCCUCAAUAUGCAACAUGGGGUUCCCAGACAUUCUGUGAUCGCAGUUCGGUGCUUCCUGGAAUGCGACCGGAUUGUUCGAACACGAAAGACUUAGUUAAGCCAUGCUCGGAAUUGGCAGACAAUCCUGCUGCAAAAUCUGUGUGCACACCAAGCAUCGCUAGUACCUUUUUCAACCGUGUGACAAUAAAUUUCCCUUUCUUCGGCGCUGUUUUCUUCUGGGCACAGCUUUUUUUCCUUGCGACGUACUUGAUUGCCUUGGUUACUUCAUGCUUUCGAACCCCCAAGUUAGAUGAGCAACUGAUCGAUGAGGAUGCGGAAGAGGCAGAAGAAGAAGGCCUGCUAGUGGCAACUAGAAGAUGCUAGAGCUCUAUCUAUAGCAUCUUUUCGGUUGACCUAAUGAGGCUGGGAAAUGAAUUUCUUUCCCAGAAUCUUUAGCAUCUUUCUAAGAUGGAUAUCGAUGAGCUUGCCCGCUUUUCUGUUUGUCUCAUUAAUGAACCUGGUAGGAAUGAUGAAUAUAGAAGACUCAGGGCUUUGAGUGCAGGAAAAUUUGAAGCGUUAUGUACGCUGAGAAUCCGAGAUUGAUACAGCUGUGAUGACAUACAGAGAUAUCAUACAACAUUGUCAUGAGUUUGAGACUAUGUUCCGCGCAGCUGGCUGGCCUUUUAUCCUUCAAUAUUCAAGAUAGGGCCGGUGAAGUUUUCUUGACUAUCAAGGCCUGGAUUUCAGGGUAGACAAUUGCUCAUACGGCUCUCCAGGGGAUCAUCUCUGCCUGGACACACCUCAUCCAGUGUGUGUGUUGUGUUGUUGGCUGAUACUUGAUCCUUUUCUCGGUUUUCUGUCACGAUACAUCUUUAGGUAUUUAUUGUGAGCCAGUUGAUUAUGAUCUCUGGUUACGAGUACCCACUUGUUAUUACUGGGGUGAGAGGUUGAUUAUAGGACUUUCGAGAAACCUGAUCAAGAGACGUGUUGAUUGGUUCCCAGGUGACAUACGUGUAGGCUAACCCGUAAUUAACUCUACAUCCAGUGAUGGAUCCAUGCAUGUCUAGGAGUCCACGUGGCAAGUAUAGUAGGCUUUUGUCACUAGUAGGGCAGGCUGAGGGUUCUACUUCGAGUCCACGAAAGUCCGGAAUUCUUUACCUCCACUACUCCAUACUCUGUAUGCUAUUACUGUUUGAACUA